Messenger RNA from Perkinsus marinus ATCC 50983, 227 nucleotides. RefSeq lists its product as hypothetical. The record is from RefSeq and is a predicted model, not a curated record. The transcript has 2 exons. Lineage: Eukaryota; Perkinsozoa; Perkinsida; Perkinsidae. The annotation marks the transcript as partial.
AUGGGUAUCAAUCUCACAGAAUCAGGGACCAAAGGCUUAGUAACACUAGCUUCCGUUAAAGCCGCCAGUAAUGCAUCCCAGAGCACCCAUCUUCAAAGCCAGGUGCUCGUUCCACUCCUGUACGUCGCUCAUCGGGCUAUAGAGAUCUCCCGUAUUCUCGAGGAUGCCCUCAAGGGCAUCUCCAGCAUCAACCCUGAAGAGGCGGUCCGUGCUGAUGCUCCGCAUCG